CAAGGUGCUCCAAGCCGAAAACAGCUCCGAUGUCUCCUUGCAGAAUUACAUUCGUAACUUCCUUGGCGUUACAUCGGCCGCUGGCGAGCGUGGGAGCAUUGCCAGAGCGUUCCUGCAGGCGCGCGGGCAUGGCCGGCGAGCAGGGAGGGCUGGAACCCGAGGAUUUCGGGCGCCCGAGGUCCUGAUGCGCUCCACUUAUCAAACAACGGCCCUCGACGUCUGGUCGGCCGGCGUUAUACUCUUGUGCAUAUUGACGACCCGGUACCCGUUCUUUCACUCGCCGGACGACAUGACAGCCCUGGCUGAGGUGGCGUGCAUCACCGGCACCAACGAACUCCAACAGACCGCCGCGCUUCUGGAGAAGCGUGUGCUAUUUCCAGAGGCGAGGGCCAAGAUGGAUUGGCGCGCCCUGUGCCUCUCCCUCACCGCCAACAAGAACGUCUACGACUUUCCGCCUGAGGUGUUUGACCUGCUGGAUCGGUGCCUCACGCCCAACCCCUGCCUGCGCAUCACUGCGGCCGAGGCCCUGCACCAUCCCUUCCUCCGCGGUGUCAGCCCCGCGUCCUUCCCCCAGAUGCAGAGCCCGAGUCAGCGUCAGUAG
This is a messenger RNA of Acanthamoeba castellanii str. Neff, 601 nucleotides long. RefSeq names its product Cell division cycle 7related protein kinase. The annotation marks the transcript as partial. Gene Ontology annotation, biological process: protein phosphorylation; intracellular signal transduction. Gene Ontology annotation, molecular function: MAP kinase activity; ATP binding. The transcript has 6 exons. Gene Ontology annotation, cellular component: nucleus; cytoplasm. The record is from RefSeq and is a predicted model, not a curated record. NCBI's taxonomy places the organism in Eukaryota, Discosea, Longamoebia, Acanthamoebidae.